Paramecium sonneborni is the source of this 257-nucleotide messenger RNA. NCBI's taxonomy places the organism in Eukaryota, Ciliophora, Oligohymenophorea, Peniculida, Parameciidae. The record is from the annotation of a GenBank genome assembly.
AUGCAGACAUAGUUUUUGAUGCUUUAAUCAUAACAAGUUUAGAAAUAACAGUAUUUUCAAUUAGGAUUAAAUUAAGCAUGAGGUUAAACUCAAAAUACAGCAAGCCUGGCGAAAGCAGAAAGAUUAUUAAGAGUAAUAACUAAAGCAUAAUUAGAUUAGAGACCAGUAAGAUCGGUUAAAUUUUAUAAAUUUGUUAUAAGGAUGAUGAUAAUAAAGUUUAUAAAUUAAUAUCACAUAGAAGAUUGAAAAGACUUUGA